UCAUAUAGGAUGGGUACUUAUUUCUGAUGAAAUUUUUCUAGUUUCGCUUUAGAAACUUUCACUUUAAUUUAACAUCAUGGGGACUCAGUCUCUAGAUAGACUUGUACUGGAAGCUGUAGAGGAGAGAGGAAGCAUAGAGACAUUUGAAUUUGCCAAUGAAUGUGGAAAAGACCAUCAGUCCAUUGUUGGAAGUGUAAAGAGCAUUCAUGCUCUCGGAGAUGUAAUAAAUGUCGAGCAACGCCAAACAGAAGGCUGGGUGCUGACCGAGGAAGGAAGUGAAAUUGUUGAGAAAGGAAGCCACGAGUUUCUUGUUUUCAAAGCUGUUCCAGCAGAAGGAUUACUUCAAUCGGAAAUCAAGAAACUUGGUCCACACGCUAAUGUGGGUUUUAGUAAAGCCAUGUCAGCAGGCUGGCUUCAAGUGAACAAAACUGCAGAGGGAGGACCUAGAGUAAUGAGGAAGGAAGAGAAUGUAGAAGAUGAUGUACAACUUGCUCUGAUGAAGAUCAGGGAUCAUAAGCUGUCAGAUAUCUCUGAUGCAAAGAUGAAAGAAUUAAAGAAAAGGAAGCUGAUUAAAACACAAAUCAUCAAGAGUUUUCAUGUGACAAAAGGCAGUGAAUUCAGCACAUCACCCACAAAACUAGAAGCUGAUUUAACUGCAGACAUGUUGGCAAGUGGUUCCUGGAAAACAAAACAGUUCAAGCCGUACAAUUUUGAUGCACAAGGAAUUAUACCAACAUCAGGACAUCUUCAUCCUUUGAUGAAAGUUAGAGCACAGUUCAGACAAAUCUUUUUGGAAAUGGGGUUUUCAGAGAUGCCUACCAACAACUUUGUAGAAAGCUCAUUCUGGAAUUUUGACUCUUUGUUUCAACCUCAGCAGCAUCCAGCUCGUGAUGCACAUGACACAUUUUUUAUGGCAGGUCAUUGUAAUAUUUUUUUUUGUAGAUAUCAAUAUGAGUGGAAACUUGAAGAAGCUAAGAAGAACAUUCUCAGGACUCACACAACUGCAGUCAGUGCUAGGAUGCUAUACAAACUGGCUCAACAGGAAAAAUUCACACCAGCCAAGUACUUCUCCAUUGAUCGAGUCUUCCGGAAUGAGACACUAGAUGCUACUCACCUAGCAGAGUUUCAUCAGAUUGAAGGUGUUGUUGCUGAUUAUAACCUGACACUUGGUGAUCUGAUUGGCGUACUGUAUGAGUUCUUCAAGAAGUUAGGUAUUACAAAGUUAAGGUUUAAGCCUGCAUUCAAUCCUUAUACAGAACCAAGUAUGGAAGUGUUCAGUUAUCAUGAAGGCCUGAAAAAGUGGGUUGAAGUUGGCAAUUCUGGAGUGUUUAGACCUGAGAUGUUAAUACCCAUGGGUUUGCCUAAAGAUGUGUCAGUCAUUGCCUGGGGACUCUCCCUAGAAAGGACUAACAUUGGUAACCUAAACACAUAA
Orbicella faveolata is the source of this 1432-nucleotide messenger RNA. RefSeq names its product phenylalanine--tRNA ligase alpha subunit-like. Lineage: Eukaryota; Metazoa; Cnidaria; Anthozoa; Scleractinia; Merulinidae. Gene Ontology annotation, cellular component: phenylalanine-tRNA ligase complex; cytoplasm; cytosol. Gene Ontology annotation, biological process: phenylalanyl-tRNA aminoacylation. The record is from RefSeq and is a predicted model, not a curated record. Gene Ontology annotation, molecular function: phenylalanine-tRNA ligase activity; ATP binding; tRNA binding.